Cryptosporidium ubiquitum is the source of this 2736-nucleotide messenger RNA. Its product is annotated as high affinity sulfate transporter-related protein. Gene Ontology annotation, cellular component: membrane. Gene Ontology annotation, biological process: transmembrane transport. Bases 1 to 2736 code for a protein of 911 amino acids. The transcript has a single exon. NCBI's taxonomy places the organism in Eukaryota, Apicomplexa, Conoidasida, Eucoccidiorida, Cryptosporidiidae. Gene Ontology annotation, molecular function: oxalate transmembrane transporter activity; chloride transmembrane transporter activity; sulfate transmembrane transporter activity. The record is from RefSeq and is a predicted model, not a curated record.
AUGGACGAGAAUAAUAAAGAAAUUAUCAAUGAUAUAAAGAUUAAUCCGAAGAGUGGUUUAACAAAAGAGUGGGAUGAAUUCCUCUCACUGUAUCAUCAGAGAAGUGAGGAAAUUAACAAUGACUUUAAACUUCACAGUAGAUUCUACAGAAGAAGUAAAAGUGGUUGGAGAAGUUUUUUAUCAGUUAUUAUUAAAUCCAUUCACUCAUUUUUCUUGAAUGAGUCUUUGAUUGGAAUAAAAUAUCUCAAGCAGGCAAAAUGGACCUGGUCUAACGUGAUUUGUGAUUUCUUUUGUGGCCUUGCAGAGGCUGCACUUUCCAUUCCUCAAGGCCUUUCAUACUCUUCUUUGGCUAAUGUUGUUCCGUCCAUGGGUCUCUGUAAUGGAAUUCUACAACCAAUCAUCUAUCUAUUUAUUGGGUCUUCUUUGUAUAUUUCAAUUGGAGUAAACUCAGUGGAGUCUAUAGUUGCUGGUACAGCCAUUGAUAAUCUAGUAGGAAACGGAGCAUCUCUUGAGGUUAGAUCAGAAGUUUGUUCUGUGGUGAUUUUAUUUCAUGGGAUUUCUUGUUGUCUUUUAAGAAUUUUUGGACUGGCUCAUUUUGUUGACUUCCUUUCUGAUUCCGUAUUACAAGGUUUUCUCUCUGGAGUCGCAUUUUCUAUUAUUGUGAAAGAGCUCCCUUUUAUGCUUGCAAUUGAACCUCCAAACACCAACUGUGUUCCAAUCAGAGCGUUCUUCAUUUUGUUGGACAAACUGCCAAAAAUUAGUUGGCAUGCAACAAUUUUUUCAAUUUUUACUAUACUAUUUCUUGAAACCAUCAUAUGGAUUAAAGAAAUGUUUAAGACAAACUUCCCAGUACCUUCUCAACUAAUAGUUAUAAUCAUCGCAAAUGUUGCAAGCGCCUUUGUCUCUCCUAAUAUUCCUAUGAUUGGUAAAAUUCCCAAGUCCACUCUUCUUAUCCCUAACAACGUCAUUUGGUCUCAACCCCCAAAUACUUUUCCCCAACCUACAGGCAUAAGUUCACUUCCGUUCUUCGCAAGAGCAUGGAUAGCAGCUCUCCCACUUACCUUCAUUUCUUUCUUUACCCACUACUCUGCUGCUCAAAGCAUGGAGAUAAGAGCUCACAAACUCCCAGAAAGGCCUAAAGAUAGUGAAUCGAAUUCAAAAGAAAUGGAAUUACUUAAAGAAAAGGAUGAAAUCGAGCUCGACAAGAACUGCGAAUAUAGUAAACAAAGAAAUAUACAAAGUACAUCGACGUCAGUUCAGCUUCCAGAAAAGAUAAGCUCAGAAACAAAGACUAGCCCAAGAAUAAAUAUAAAGGACAAUACUCAAUCUUCUCUUGAACGGUCACAAGGAGAUUUAGAUCAAAUCCAAGAUUUCAACUCAAGCCUUUCUCCAUGCUCUUAUAAAUCGUCUGUCUCACCAAGCUCUUCUUCUUCAGUGAUUCUGGAAGAAGAGCGAAGAAUUUCGCUUAGCAUUAGGUUUGAAUCAAAAUCAUCAUUUUCUAAUUCACAGAGUGCAAUUAAGAAUAAACUAAACUCAAAAUACUCUGAUCUUGAAAAUUAUCAGCCUCUGAGACAUGAGUCCAGUAACUCGAGCAAUGUUUCAAAAACGCCUCAAGAGACUUUCUUUGAUAACAUGUCUAUGAAUGAAUGCAAUACUGACAAAUCCAAAGAGGCAGAGCUCAACAUACUGAACUCUACAUCUUCAAGGAAAAAACACAUUGAAUCCAGAUCUCUUUUUUCUGUAGGAACAGAGAUUCUCGUUCUUGGUGUUAUCAAUAUUGUUGGAGCUUUUUUUAACUGUCUUCCAGGAGCAGGAUCUUUGGCAAGGACAAACCUAAAUUUUACCCUGGGAGUUAAAUCACCUCUUCACAAUGUUGUUUAUUCAAUGGGAGUUCUUUUGGUUGCAAUGUUUCUGCUUGAAUAUAUAAGAUUUCUGCCAGAGGCAGUGCUGGGGGCCAUAAUUGCUCAAGCAAUGAUAAGGAUGGUUAAUAUCAAGUACUUCGUAAAGCUUGUCAAAAUGAGAAGUAUUGAUUCUGUAUUUUGGAUGAUUGCUUUUAUUGGAACAGUCACAACAGGAAUGACAUAUGGAAUCAUUUUUGCCUUGGUUUCUUCGGUUAUAUAUCUUAUUAAAUACUUAUAUAGGCCUAAAUUUGAAAUACUUGGCAAACUACCAGGUACUUUAAUUUUUAAAAGUAUGGACAAAUUUCCACAAGCCGUGCAACUUCCAUAUGUUCGUAUUGCAAGAUUCGAAGGUCCUUUAACAUUUAUUAAUGCUGAAAGGUUCAUUAAAAACCUUGAGAAGAUGGUAGAAGUUUGGUUAGAUGAAGAUUUAAGAAUUUCUAAUCGGAAUGAUUACAGAGAAGAGGCCUUUGAUGAAUAUCUUGUAAAAAAUCAAUACUUCCCCAGCUUUACAAGUUCCACAAAUUUCGGAGAGAGAAUCCCCACAAUUAUCCAAGACCUUAAUGAAAAUCACGUAGAAAGAGUAAUAAUCAUUGAUGCUUGUAUGAUUAAUGAAAUAGAUUACACCGCCCUUCAAGUUUUACAGAGAUUCAACAAUCAGGCAAAGAAGCUUAAUAUACAGCUUUGGUUUGCCUCGUUUUCUCAUCCAAACUCGAGUUUUCUACUAAGAUCUGGAUUCUAUGAAAUUAUUCCUCUUGUUCAUUGCUUUGUAGAUUUAUCUGAAGCUGUUGCUGCUGCACAAAUAUGUAUUGGUCAAAGAUAUUCAAGUUGUAUAUAA